GCCACCCUUCCCGACGCCCGCCGCGAACGCCCGAGCGCGAAGCCGUAUCAAAUAUUUACUCACCCCUAAUACUGCUAAUAAAAUUUCAUCGCGCCACUUUCUGCUCCUCGCGCCCAUUCAAAAUCAUGAUUUUACAAUAAAGUUGCAGCUAGUAGCGAGUGCAAAAACUCCGUGUUUUGCAUCCGUGACAGUAAUGGCACGAACGACAAGGAGCCCCCUGGGGCUGCUGACGUCGCUCGGCAGCCCGACCGCGACGACGGCGCCCACCGCCGCCACCGUCACCGUCGCCAAGCAGAGUGCCAACAACAAGCGGCCUACGCCCAUCAUCAUUUAUCCCACCGUGACUCCGGAAUCCAUCGUGGUGCCUAUCGUGUCGUGCAUAUUCGGUUUCCCAUUGCUGGCACUGACCGUCAUAUGUUGCCUUCGGAGAAGAGCAAAACUUGCCAGAGAACGAGCCCGGCGCCGAAACUGCGACUUGGACCGCGGAGAGCUGUCCGUGGUCCGUCUGUCGCCAGUGAAAUCGCGGACGCGCGCGGUCAGCCUAGCACGCGCCUCGCGUCCGCUGCCGUCGUUGGAGCUGGACACCGUUCUAGAGGAGCGCUCUGACCCUGAGCAGACGACACUGUCUCAAGUGGAGAUGACUCCAGACCGCGAAGUGGGCGCGAUCCUGUUCGGCGCAGUGGGCGCGAUGGGCACGGCGGCGGCGGCGGCGUGCGCGCGCGACAGCUAGCGCCGGGGCUCGGCGCAGCUCGGCGCGCGCUCGCCGCUCUGGGCCGCGCUCACCAGCCAGCUGGACGCCGACGACGCCGACGCCGACGCCGACGACGCCGACCCCGAGCUCGAGACCGACGAGCCCAGCUAGCAACUCGACGAGCGCUCGGUGGCUGACAUCGGCGAGCAUAUCAAACUUUUCCUGGACAUUCCUCUUAGGUUUUAGUGAAUAUCAGACGCAUAUCCGCGCGUGUCAAUGUUAGUGUGUACCAGUGUGUGAGCUUCAGGGGUAUUAUCAGGUCCGUAGCCAGAAUUCAAUUUAAGGUAGGACAUCAACUGUAAUUACAGGUAGAGUGUAAUGCUGUACAAUAACGUAGUAUGGUGAUGCAUAAAGUAGGGCAAUGGGGUUAUAAGUUAUGACAGAGUCCCACAAUGCCCUCCUCUAGCUACGGCCCUGGGUGUUAUAGGUAUACACUUAUAUACUUGACAAAGUGGAGUGUUCAGUUAGCGAUGAAAACAUGAGCCCAAUUGUAUUUUACGUAGUUUAAUAAGCUUUAAACUAGUCCAAGACUUGUGUUCUUUGCCAUAAUAGUUGGUCUUUUACUUUUCGUAAUUGUGAUCUCGAGUAACUCGGCAGAGUUCUAUUUCGUAGAGGUUGUCAUUGUUAGUUAAUACAGAUGUAAUAUAUUAAAAUUUGUUAUUCGAUAGCUAUACCUGCAUUUAACAAGUUUAAUUAAGUUAUGCACAAAUAUAAUAUAAUGUAUGUUACACAUUCGUAGUUAAUUUGCUAAAUGUGUGUAUUAAAACAUUGUAAGUUGCUUCAAAUCGUCAAUAUUUAUUAUACCAUUUGCAGUUAUAAUUCUUAUAUACAUAAAUGUACAGUAGGUUCGAUAAUUAAAAGUAAGGAAUUAUUAUAAAGUAGACUUCCCAAGACCAACUGUAAACUUAUGAGAUGAACUGUUAAAAUUAACUAGUUUCCCAUGUUUGUAAUUAAUCUUAGCAUAAACUUUAAUAAAACUGUUUACUUAUGUGGCGCGUACCACCACACAAACUUAGAGGUACUUACUGUAUUUUAGCGUGAAAAUAUUCGUACUUUAUAUUUUGAAUGUAAACU
Leguminivora glycinivorella is the source of this 1825-nucleotide messenger RNA. RefSeq lists its product as uncharacterized. Bases 194 to 730 code for a protein of 178 amino acids. The transcript has 5 exons. The record is from RefSeq and is a predicted model, not a curated record. NCBI's taxonomy places the organism in Eukaryota, Metazoa, Arthropoda, Insecta, Lepidoptera, Tortricidae.